AUGUCAAAUGUUGUUGUACGGACAAAUGAAUUUUCAACUAUAUGGCCUCUAUUGUUAGAUUAUAAUCAACGUGAAUGUUUACAGAUUUUACGACGUCUUGAAUUAGAGGCCUAUAGUAAAAUUGUAGCAGUAUUACGAGCACAAGGACCGUUAACAGAAGAAAAGAAAAAGCUAUUGCAUAAAUUACAACGUCUUUUGAGUAUUUCAAUUGAUCGGCAUAAAGCUGAAGUUCGUAAAGCUUUAAAUGAUGAAGAGCUUGCAACUAUAUCAGAAGCUGUAUGCGGUAAAGAGGUUGAUGAAGAAUGGAUCUUAGAGGGUAAACGUAUUUCACCAAUUUUUCAACGUCCAAGUCCUGAGACUAUUUUUAUAUCACAAGCUAAUAAAGCUUCUUUUGAACAGUUAAUUCGUAAUUCUCGAUUACCAUGCCCAGCGGAAACAGCAACAUUUUCUGAAACUUUCAUAAAACUAGCAAAAUUGAAUGAUGAGAAAGUUGAUGUUAAACAACAAUCAGUUGAACAGAAAUUUCCUCCAGUAGUAGUAACGAAUGAUAAAGUAUGUGAUAUAUCAGUGAAUGAAUCGAAGACAGACAUUCACACUGUUAAUGACUCAAUUCAUCUUUCACAAAACAAAAAUGAAAAUAAUAUUAAACUAGAUAAUUUGAAUAAAUUACCAGAAAAAUGUUCACCAGUGAAAACUCAAAAUAAUCCGCUUGUUAAAUCACUACUUGAACCCAAAACUACUUCUAUUCAGUCACCAUCGAUAAAAGAUAACAAUUAUGUUGUGGAUAAAAGCUCCUUGGAUGUUGUGUUACCACAAAAAAUGGAGAUUAGUUCAUCACUUCAAAUGGAUAAUCAACAAGAAAACUCUACCCUAUCCACUUCAUUUUCUUCUUCAUCGUCAACUUCGUACACUGAAGUUCUAAAUGCAAAAAAUCAAGUUUUAUCCAAUCAAUUAACAUUAUUGCCGGUAGUUACACGUGAAUCUUCAUCUUCCGGAAGUAGUUGUUUAUUGAAAUCGGAAAAUACUUCACUUGUCAAUUGUAUUAGUGAUACUAUAUUGAAUAAACCUAGUAAAGUUCAUGAAUCUGUUUCGUUGAAUGAGAUAAAUAUGUCAACUUCAGUUGAUGCUCAAUUUACGACACCCGCUACAACAGCAGCCAAUGUUGUUACCUAUGCGAUUUCAGAACCUCGCACUGUUCAACCAGUUUUUAGUCAAAUCAAUCGAAUUCCUAUUACAACUACUAUAACCAGUGGUAAAGUAUUGAAUUCAUCUAAUUAUUCAGCUGUACAUGGCGUGAAUCUGUCAUCAUUGCCAUCAUCGUCUUCAGCUCAUACAUCUCAGCAUUUGGUCGUACAAAUGCAUCGAAAUCCUGACGAUUUAUUGGAUUCUAGCCAACAAGUAUUAACAACUACUCAACGCUGUUCUCUAAUCAAUCCUACCAAUUCAGUUUAUGUCUGUGAGCAUUCAACACCUACAGCGACACGUUUAUGUUCCACUUCUCCUAGUCAUAUUAAUAAUUUUACAACUAAUAGUAAUAAACUAUAUCAGCCUAUCAGCAGAUCGAAUUUAGAUAAUGUAAUCGGAGUAAAACGCCACCACCACCAACAACAACCUCAUACAUUGUCAUCUGUAACUCCUAGUGUUCUAAGCAUUCAAAGCCUUCAUAAUAGUACUACACCAUCUCAACGUUUUCGUGCUCCACAAUCACAACCACCAGUUGUUUCUACAAAUGAAACACCGAAACAGUUAUCAUCUAUUACACAAAUUCAAAAUCCUAAAAUUUUAAAAGCUACCAUACCUGUUUGUAGUAACGUCUUGGGAUCAACAACGUAUGCAUCAAAUAUGUUUUGUAGUUCAGUGAUAAAUAUUACAACAGAUAAUUUGCCGAUUAAUAAUAAUACUGAUCAAUUAAAUCGUACUUCAUUACCUCAACAAAAUACAUUGAUCCCAUCUAGUUCAGUUGUACAAUUUCCAUCGUCAAUUUCCGGGAACAAUGUAAUUGUGUUGCAUAAAGGUAUUGCGCGUAAAACAUUCACACCUACUCCAUCUAUACGAAUUGGAUCAACUGUGUCGGUCAAUAACAAUACACAAGCAAUUGUAUCUGGUGGUUAUUCAAACGCUUCCAUUGCAUUCCCGAGUCGUCAGUUUCGAAUUAUUGGUUUAUCGAAUACACCUGUAUGCUCUAAUUCUAGUACCGUUGAAACUUCAAUUUAUAAUCAGGAACCUAGUCAAGUAAUUUGCAAUAUCAAUGAAUUAGUAUCUAUUCAAAAUACUCCCACGAUGAUGACGACAACAAAUGCUAUUUCUAAAUCGUCAUCUAGUCAUUUACUUCAUCAUAGUUCACGUUUAGGAUCAAUUCUAGAAGUUGAUCUUGACUCAGAUAAUUAUAGUGAUCAAACCAAUUAUUAUACUGAUUAUCAUAACGCUACUAUACAUAGCAAUAAAUCGACUUCUCAUUGUUCUACUAUUGUUACAAUUCCACAAACGUCUUUAUCAAUAGACGUAUCGAAAUUAACACCUAUUCAUCAUAACAAACCAACAGUUUUAACCGAUGAAUUGUCUGUUGUCAAUUUACUUCGUACUACAACUAGUACUACUAAUAGUAAUAAUGAUUUACACGAUACUUCAUCUGGGUUAUAUACUAUAAUCAAUGAACAAUCGUUAAAUAAUAAUCGAUUGCCGAUAUAUUCUGAGGGUGGUAAUGUUAUAUGUCAACGAGAACAAUUGAAACCAGUGGGAGCAGCUGCCAUGUCCACCGCUACAAUUGAUUCAUCACAGAAGUGUAUUGAAUUAACCUCUUGGAAUAAUAAUACCAUUGGUAGCAGCAGUUGUCUUAGUGCUACUACUACUAGUAGUAGUAGUGGUAGUGGUAAAAUGAUUGGUCGUCUCCAGGGUAAUCCUACUGCUUCGAAUGUUGUACUAUUCAAUAACCCACCAAAUGCUAAACGUCCACGUUUUGAAUUAUCAUCAUCAACAUCAUCCACAGCAUCAAUCGAAAGUUCACAUUGA
This is a messenger RNA of Schistosoma guineensis, 3009 nucleotides long. Lineage: Eukaryota; Metazoa; Platyhelminthes; Trematoda; Strigeidida; Schistosomatidae. The record is from the annotation of a GenBank genome assembly.